AUGUCAGCCGGACCUUCCUCACCGGCCCCUAAAUCGAGCUUCACCGCCUCAGGCAUCGUCUCGGACCCUUCAGGAGGGCCAGGCCGUGUCAUUCCUGAGUCACGUCGAGCUGAUGGGUCGAUAAGAAAGGAGAGGCGCGUCAAGCCUGGUUUCACGCCUAAUGAGGAUGUAGCGCGAUUCAGGCCGUCGAGGCUGCAGAAGAGGGAUGAAGAGGAGGAGCGAAAGGGUACGGCUGGCAGAGUCGUACCAGGAGUUGCGGCGGCGGGGAUCAAUGGCAGGCGUAUAGAGGGAUCCCCGUCGGUCUCGCCUUUAAUACCGCCGCCGACGAGCUCCUCCACUGCAUCGCCGCAGAGGAAUGGCACAGAUUGGCCUUCUCUCGGCUCAUCGGUAUCGGCAGAGUCUGCUGCAUCCUCUUCGUCAGCAGCAAUCCAGCCGCCUUCGUCAAGGCUCGCAUCUCGAGCUCUCGCACAAGCUCUAGGCGGCGAGCGGCCUAAGCGUAGCAAUGGUUUCAAUGCAAGCUCUACCACAGCAAACGCCAGACAUACCUCUUCCAUCCCUUCUUCACAAGAUCCGAUCACUGUGCGACCCACCGAUCUAUCACAAGAGCGGCAUCAGCAACAGCGCAGAGGCGCCGCAGACUCGUCGGACAAUUCGAGGAGACGAGCGCCGCCAACGACUGCGCCGGCCUCAUCCUCGUCUCCGCGUGCGGCGCACAGCACUAUGGCUGCUGUCAAUGGCGACCCGAAGAGGUUCGACGUGCCAUUGAAGGACGAUGACAAGGCGGAAAGACUAAGACCCUCCGCAGGGUCGUCCAUGGAGCCCGAGAGUGGGAGAAAGGGAGGCGGGAAGGAUGUUGACGACCUCGUCAAGGGCCUGGGAACGCUUGAAGUCAAGUCAAGCGACGCAGACGGUUCCAGAGAAGCGCCCUAG
This is a messenger RNA of Jaminaea rosea, 930 nucleotides long. RefSeq lists its product as hypothetical. Gene Ontology annotation, cellular component: exon-exon junction complex; cytoplasm. NCBI's taxonomy places the organism in Eukaryota, Fungi, Basidiomycota, Exobasidiomycetes, Microstromatales. The record is from RefSeq and is a predicted model, not a curated record. The coding region runs from base 1 to 930 and encodes 309 amino acids. Gene Ontology annotation, molecular function: RNA binding. The transcript has a single exon. Gene Ontology annotation, biological process: exon-exon junction complex disassembly.